UUGAAUGGCAACUGAAGUUUAUUAAUACUCUUAUGCUAAAAUUAUUGUCAUCACUAGAGUGUUGUAGAAAGAAAUCUAAGAUAUUUAGUGGAGCAACGGAAGUUAAACAUUCGAACCUAUCUUCAUUACUACCGGUUACUUCUUUUGAGAUGAUUGUUGGAGGUCAUGGAGAUGUCAAUCCCAAUAGCUCUUGGCUGAACGGAAAAGGGUUCUGGCUCUCUUACGGGCUUGGUGUCCUUCUACUUCAUCUAAUACUGUUAUGUCUUCCUUUCAUCUCUACAGCAGUGUCUUGGACUCUGACGAACUGCAUUCAUAAUUUAUUUAUGUUGAUAUUUUUGCACAUAGUCAAAGGUGCACCAUUCGAACCCUUAGAUCAGGGGAAAACUCGAUCUCUGACCCAUUGGGAGCAAAUAGAUUAUGGAAAGCGUUUUACAGUGACACGCAAAUUUCUAACGGUCGUGCCCGUCAUACUGUUUGUCUUAACCAGCUUUUACACAAAGUAUGACACGACUCACUUUAUUGUCAAUAUAAUUGCUUUGGUGGCUGUUCUUCUCCCCAAAUUACCCCACUUUCAUCGAGUUUGGCUCUUUGACUCCAACGAUCACUCUUACUAAGAAAAGAAACCCAAUCAGGCGUCAUGGCGUCUCGUUCUAGAAUUCAUUGUACAUAUAUACAUGAAGUGACAUAUCGCGUCUUCAGUACCACCACUAUUUAUAACAAAACCCUUUGAAUAGUGCCACGCUGACUUGGAUGUCGUGUUCAGAUCUAUUUGCUAUUUGUCCUUCAAAAUCUUUUUUGUUAAUUUGCGCUUCCCCUGUCCUCGACGCUUUGCCAUUCACACGGUUUAUUGCGCCGCCAUCGUUGGUGUUAGUGUUCGGACGUGAUCUAUCGUGCUGCACACUUGUACGUGUAGCAUUUCGGGUUUGUAUCAUAUAUAUCCCCUCAUUUCUAACUAGAACUCAGCUAUCGAAUCCGAAAUAAGGGACUGCUUAUAGAAUAAAGAGAUGAGUUUCCCAAUAAUACUGUCUAAUAAUAAAUAAUAGUUCUAAAAGGCAACAGCAUGGAGUUCAUUUUGUAUUAAAUUACAUUGAUUUAUCACAUACAAGAUUCCGUGUUUUCAUUUAA
This is a messenger RNA of Daphnia pulex (common water flea), 1125 nucleotides long. It is a transcript of the gene ORMDL, whose product is annotated as ORM1-like protein 3. Bases 33 to 614 code for a protein of 193 amino acids. The record is from RefSeq and is a predicted model, not a curated record. Gene Ontology annotation, cellular component: endoplasmic reticulum membrane. Gene Ontology annotation, biological process: ceramide metabolic process; intracellular sphingolipid homeostasis; negative regulation of ceramide biosynthetic process. NCBI's taxonomy places the organism in Eukaryota, Metazoa, Arthropoda, Branchiopoda, Diplostraca, Daphniidae. The transcript has 4 exons.